Messenger RNA from Hypoxylon fragiforme, 3744 nucleotides. RefSeq lists its product as uncharacterized. The coding region runs from base 327 to 3296 and encodes 989 amino acids. Gene Ontology annotation, cellular component: nucleus. The transcript has 3 exons. Lineage: Eukaryota; Fungi; Ascomycota; Sordariomycetes; Xylariales; Hypoxylaceae. Gene Ontology annotation, molecular function: dioxygenase activity. Gene Ontology annotation, biological process: DNA alkylation repair; DNA repair. The record is from RefSeq and is a predicted model, not a curated record.
CCGUUGAAAAUCGUCCAGUCAUCUCAGAUUAAUCGUAUAUCCAGACCCCCUGGCCUCCCUUUUUUUUUCUUGGUAUCGGUGGAUUCAUCCUCUCUUGGCUUUACGACAACAUUUGCCCGAACGCGGAUUGCCAAGCCUAACAGCUCCUAGCCCUAGUGAUACAAAUGUUACAAAUCCCAGCAUACCAACAUAGCUAAAAUUCAUGUCGUAGGAACCAGUACUCCGGACAGCAAAGUUGGGGAAAAAAAAAGCUAUUUGAAUCGUUUUUACGCAAGUUCUCCGGAAAUAGUGUCGCGGUUGUCACGGUCGUCACAGCUGUCACAACCAUGUUUCCUAUAGACAGGAGCUUGCUCCCGUCUUUGACAACUAACAGGGCCUUGAUCGUGCUCGACCCUCAAAAUGACUUCCUAGAUGAAGAAGGCGCCCUGCCUGUCAAGAUCCCCAUGGAUCUUCCGGACCGGAUAGCAGAUUUCGCAACCUCAUUCCGGCAGAGCGGUGGCUAUGUCAUUUGGGCAUGUAGCCAAUUCGAAAGAUCGCGAUCUACCCUAGACGAGGUCAUCUUAACCUCGGAAAGGCCGGGGCUUUCUCGAGGUCCAGACCAGUCGCGCGGCCGUCGUCGGCAAAUGUCACCACAGGUCGUCCAACCGUGUGAGUGUCCGGAGGCCUUCUUAACGCAGGAAAGUUCAAAUUUGCCCAAAUGUGUUCGGCCAGGUACCUUCGGCAUAGAUGUGCAUCCCAUCAUCAAGGCGGCUAUUGGACCGAAGGACUACUCGCUCGUGAAGACUCACUACUCGGCUUUCAAAUCGGAACAGCUGCUUCGUUUCCUACGGAUGAGGCUUGUUACGGAGCUAUUCAUAUGCGGGUCUAUGACCAAUAUCAGUGUCAUGGCUACCGCCGUUGAUGCUGCAAGCCAUGGAUAUACGAUCACGAUCGUCGACGAUUGCUGCGGUUACCAAAAUAUGAUGCGGCAUCGUAAUGCUAUCAAGGAAAUCGCAAACACGACGGGCUGCGAAGUUUCAAAGGCACAAGAUAUUUUGGCUACGCAUACCCCUAAAGUGAAGGGUUCUAGGAGAUUAGGUGAUAGGCCGGGGAUUUCUGCAGCUGGCAGGUACUCCACUGUACGUCGUGCUGGGGGAGAGGAUGAGUCUACUACGUCCUUGACCUCAGAAAUUCAAUCGUCGUUUGAGGACCUGUCGCUAAGUCAUCAGCGUGCAGCCGAUUCUUCCGGCCCCGAGCCAUCUGCGCAAGAUCUCAACGUACCGAUUCAACCCAUGGUGACCGCGAAAGAAUCGAAUGUCGAGUUGAUAGCAUCGAAAUCGCCGAAGUCGGAUGAUGACUCACCCAACAGUCAUCGCGUUGACAAUGAGAGUGUUGCGCCGAACUCCACGUGUAAUGAAGAAAGCACGCCACAUCCAGCGCCGAACAAUGAUCUUGUCUCUGGAGAGAAUGCAGCAGAUACAAGCCAAUUAUUACCAACUACAGAUGAAAAAGAGGAAGCAGCAGUUUCAAAGUUAGAUCGUGUAAAAGACGAGGAAACCCUGAUAUCAGCAGCAGUAGCAGAAGCUAGUGAUCCUAGGCCUUCUGAAGAGAGCCAAAUAGACUCAGUGAAGACCACGAACGAAAUUUCGAGUGAGGUAUCGAAGGAAAACAGCUUGGAACAAACGGAAGAGGAACAAGCGGAAGAGCCAACGACCGAUGAUAAUACCGAAGCGAAAAAUAAUAAAAUGAACUCUCAAGACGCUAUAAGAGAGAGUGAGCCUCUAUGUGAGGGUGACACUAAGGUGAUUUACGAUGUCCUACCAAAGCCACUGUCCGACAACAUAUUUGAGAAGAUAAGAGAUGAGGUGCGAUGGCAACGAAUGAUGCACCAAGGUGGUGAAGUACCACGGCUUGUUGCCGUCCAGGGUCAAAUCGAACAGGAUGGUACCAUGCCAAUAUACCGUCACCCAUCGGACGAGUCACCUCCCCUAUUAAAGUUUUCUCCCACCAUACUCGAGGUUAAGGAAGUCGUUGAGAAGCAACUAGGACAUCCUUUGAAUCACGUCCUGAUUCAAUUUUAUCGCGAUGGCAAUGACUAUAUCUCGGAACAUAGCGACAAGACCCUGGAUAUAGUCAAAGGCAGCUAUAUUGCUAACGUGAGUCUGGGAGCGGAAAGAACCAUGACGUUCCGAACGAAGCGGCAACCGAAAAGCAAAGCAUCGGCGGAUGCAAAUCCUUCUGCCGGACCAAAACGCCAGGUAGAGCGUGCACGUCUCCCUCACAACUCGCUAUGCAAGGUGGGAUUGAAGACCAACAUGCGGUGGCUUCAUAGCAUUCGCCAAGAUAAGAGGCUGGACCGCGAAAAAACGAGCGAGGAGUUAGCCUAUGAUGGUGGCCGUAUCUCAUUGACAUUUAGGCAGAUAGGAACCUACCUAGACCGAGAUAACCGACUGAUAUGGGGACAAGGAGCUACGUCGAAGAUUAAAGAGGAGGCGAGGCAGGUGAUUAAUGGACAGACGCCAGAAGCGGUCAUGAUGCUGCAGGGAUUUGGCAGAGAGAACCAGUUGACCGAAUUCGACUGGAACAAAUACUACGGCAAUGGCUUCGAUAUCUUGCACAUUUCCACCGCGCCUCGGUUAUUCCUGUCGUCAGAUCCGGUUGUCAAUAUGCGUAUUCAGCUCAUGUUGGCGGAGUAUGGGAUCAACUACGCCCGAGGGAACAUGUCACCACUUUUCCACUGGAAAGAGACUAAAUCUGGGAAGGACGUGUGGGGUGUCCCAGAAGAGCUUCCAAUUAAGUUUGUCGAUAACGACUUGGCGAAGACUAUUGUCGAGGGUGGAGUCGCCAUUAUGAUAUAUAUCGACCGCGUCUAUAACCGGCAAGGGCAAGAUGAGAAUCGAUCCAGAAGGGAUAUCGCGAAGGAGUAUACCCUGUUUCAAAAGGGGCUAUAUCUCUUCGAGAAGCUUAGGGCCGCUCCUAACACUAAGGCCUUCGAAGCUGCCGAACUCAACGUCUGGGAGCAAUAUGCUGCGGAAGGUGAUGAAUUCAUCGCAGGCCCUACCAUGUCUUUAGCCGACUACGCAUUCUGGCCGGUUCUCAACGCCAUUGUUAGAGUACCGGGGCAGUACGACUUUGGGGUUGGUGAGACUGGGUUCAAAAAUCUCAAGAAGUACCACGACCGCAUCGCGGCGCGGGAUUCGGGUCAAAAAGUCCUAGUCCUUACUGCUAGAGGUACUCGGCAGAUAUCUGAUGAUUCUAAUGCCGCCGCACCUGUGUCUACCCCUCACACUCCCACUCCCACGCCAGCCGCCAUAUAGUGACAGGAUUUAUCGAAGAACAUUAUAGAAAAUGAGACGAGUAAUGCGGGUUCCUCUUUUUUUCUCUUCUGGUUUUGUAAUUUUUUUUUCUUUCCUUUUGGCAUAGACAAUAAGGGGAGCAUUUGCAUGUGAUUGAGCGCUCGCGAUUUUUCCAGCAUAGCAGUGGAUGGUACGCAUAUAACUUAUUUAAACGACUUGGCUUAUAAUAUGGUUCGAUUUUCUUUGGAACGUCUCAGAUGACAGUGGAUGAGGAUAGGGAGGUGAUUGGAUAUCUUGUAUGAAUGGAUUCUGUAAGAGGGGGACUAGCUAAUAUAGUAGUAGUUGGACAUAUAGCUUGCCUGCCUGUUUAACUCGAUGCAUGCUUGGGUAUCUAUUAGGAUAUACCUAUUAAGACAGUAGCUAAAGAGACAUCUAACUUACUGAAUGUGAAUCUUGAUCAUCCCGAGAG